UACUCAACGUAAGACACUCUGGACUUUGUGCACACCAUUACACAGGCGACUAGCCAAAAACCCACUCCACCAUCAAAAUAUCGAAGGAUCAAGGACAAAACAAGCCAGGGGACAAGGAAGCUGAAUGUCGAUCCCAUGUACACCUAUCCCCUACUUGACAAAAGAGCUGGCAAAGAAAUGAAAAUGCAAACAGAUGGACCAGCAGACCGCAAGCAGCUGAAAAAACUCAACAAUCAGAUGCAAGUUUUAAAGCUUCUGCCACAACCAACAUUGCAACUCAUCAAAGAAAUGUGGGCAAAUGCAUCUCCAAACAAUGUGGCCUAUACUGGAGCAAAAGGCUUUGUAAUGGUUGAAGACAUCCAAGAGAUACUUCGAGAUGGCGAGCUUGGCCACGAGACAAUAAAUGCCUAUGCUGAACUUCUGGUCGAGGAGUACGACAAGUUUCCGAAUUUCAGUUUGAUUGAAUCACAACCGAAGAGGUCAUACGUCUUCUCUGGAGACCUGAUGAACUCGUUUGUAUUGAACACCACUGAGCAGAAUGAACAAAUGUUUGGAGAACUACUGCCAGAUGCCAUAAAUUCCGCAUCAUAUCUGAUCUUCCCAAUAUUCUGCAAAAGCCACUGGACACUGCUCAUCCUUGAUACUACUCGACCAAUGUGGUUAUACUACAACUCACUGAAAAUCGAAGGGAGGGACAACUACUUUGAUGCAUCGACUCCAUUGAGGCUGGCAAUCACUAAAUACAUCUGUUCAGAAAUACGCACAUCAAGACUGGAAAACUUCUCAUCAACUGCUUGCAUGUGUCCGACACCAAAAUAGCAGCCCAAUUC
Messenger RNA from Rhododendron vialii, 830 nucleotides. RefSeq lists its product as uncharacterized. The transcript has 5 exons. The record is from RefSeq and is a predicted model, not a curated record. NCBI's taxonomy places the organism in Eukaryota, Viridiplantae, Streptophyta, Magnoliopsida, Ericales, Ericaceae. Bases 136 to 819 code for a protein of 227 amino acids.